AUGGGCCUCAGCAGACACAAGGGCGACGGCGACAGCUCUCCGCAUGUGCCUGUCGUCGUCGACGAGGAGGGCAGACGGCGAGCAUGCUGUAAUUCACCGAAGCAGUACGGAGUAGUUAGCAGCCCAGCCUUGGCAGACAUACCGUUUUUCUUGACUCCUGGCGCCAACGGGCACGUCGUCUUCAAGGCCCAGGAUGCCAAGGGAGGUGUGCGGAGGUUUUUCACCCAAUCUCUAGCCAAGCUACCAAGGCGCUUUCAUCCGGCUUCUGGGGGCAGCGUCAUGCCCAUGGCUAUGCCCAUGGUGUAG
Bipolaris victoriae FI3 is the source of this 306-nucleotide messenger RNA. RefSeq lists its product as hypothetical. Lineage: Eukaryota; Fungi; Ascomycota; Dothideomycetes; Pleosporales; Pleosporaceae. The coding region runs from base 1 to 306 and encodes 101 amino acids. The record is from RefSeq and is a predicted model, not a curated record. The transcript has a single exon.